GAUAGGUGGGUAUAGAAAGAAAGACAGUUCCUUGGGGUUCUAGGCCAUCUAUGCGGGCUAGGACUUGGACCCUUUCCCCAUCAGCAUCGCGACCCAUGUCACACUUGGACCGGCCUCAGUUUCCCCUCUGUAAGAGCCUGCAGGUCCUCACGUUAGAGACGACGCUUGAAGGGCGACGGGGACCGAGGAAAACGGCGCUGGGCGGGCGUGGGGCGGUCCCGGAGCCCCGAGGCGGCGGCGGCCCCGCCCCGAGGCGGCGGCCGGGCUGCGCUGGGCUCCGAGCGGAGACAGACCGUCGCUCCGGGAGCACGUAGCGCCGCUGGAGCCGGGCCGGGUGGACAGAUCCUGGGCCCCCAUGGCUGAGUAGAAGAUGAAGCCCACUCCAGCAGGCUCCUCCCCAGAGGCCUGCAAAGCUGCAGGGCAGGGGGAGCUGAGCUGCCCUGUCUGCCAGGCCCGGGGCAAGGUCUCGGCCCCCAGACCUGAGUCAGAGCCUAGGCUGGGACCUGGUGCUGUGUCCAGACCUGCGCUGGGGCCUGGUGUGGUUCUAGAACCUGGACCAGGGCCUGUUGCUGUGUCCAGACCUGGGCUGGGGCCUGGUUCUGUGUCAGGUCCUGGAUCCGGGCCUGGUACUAUUCCAGGCCCCGGCAUAGGUUCUGGUGCUAUUCUGGGGCCUGGUACUGUUCCAGGGCCUGGGCCUGGGCCUGGGCCUGGUGUGGCUCUAGAACCUGGAUCAAGGCCUGGUGCUGCUUCAGGACCUGGGCCAGGGCCUGGAGCAGUGUCAGGGCUUGGGCUGGGGCCAGGGCCUGGUCCUGCUCCAGGACCCAGUCUGGCUGUGGGGCCUGGGCCAGCAGCUGGGUCAGUACCUGCUUCUGGAGCUGCACCCUUACCUGGGCCCAGACGGGGAUCAGGGACUGGGCACGAACCCAGUGAGCCAAUAACAGCCCCGACACCAGCACCACAGCAGAAGACUCAGGUGACACCUGUGCUGGCCUCCAGGCAGAAGGUUCUGGUGACUGGAGGAGGAGGCUACCUGGGCUUUACCCUGGGUUCCAGCUUAGCUAAGAGCGGCAUUUCUGUCAUCCUGCUCGACCUCUGCAGACCCCAGUGGGAGCUGUGCCCAGGCACCGAGUUCAUCCAGGCUGAUGUCCGAGAUGCAGAAGCCCUGCACCGAGCCUUUGAAGGGGUGGACUGUGUCUUCCACGUGGCCUCCUACGGAAUGUCGGGAGCUGAGAAGCUGCAAAAAGAGCAGAUUGAGUCUAUAAAUGUCGGAGGCACCAAACUAGUGAUUGAUGUUUGCGUCCGCCGGCGGGUUCCAAGGCUCAUCUACACCAGCUCCGUCAAUGUCGUGUUUGGCGGAAAGCCCAUAGAACAGGGCGAUGAGGACUCUGUGCCAUAUGUCCCACUGGAGAAGCACAUGGACCACUACUCCCGAACCAAAGCCAUCGCCGACCAGUUGACCCUCAUGGCCAACGGGACACCUCUCCCAGGAGGAGGCGUUCUGCGGACCUGUGUGCUCCGGCCCCCGGGCAUCUAUGGCCCUGAAGAACAGAGGCACCUGCCCCGCGUGGCGGGCCACAUCAAGAAGAGGCUGUUCAUGUUCCGAUUCGGGGACCGCAGGACACGGAUGAACUGGGUCCACGUGCGCAAUCUGGCGCAGGCCCACGUGCUGGCUGCUGAGGCCCUCACCGCUGCCAAGGGCUACGUGGCCAGUGGGCAGGCGUACUACAUCAAUGACGGGGAAAGCGUCAACCUCUUCGAGUGGAUGGCCCCACUGUUUGAGAAACUGGGUCACAGCCAGCCCUGGAUCCAGGUGCCUACUUCCUGGGUUUACCUGUCAGCCACAGUGAUGGAGUAUUUGCAUCUGGCCCUGAGGCCCAUCUGUAGCCUCCCACCGCUGCUCACCCGGAGCGAGGUGCGCAGCGUGACCGUGACGCACACCUUCCAGAUCGCCAAGGCCCGCGCCCAGCUUGGCUACGCGCCGGACAAGUUCAGCUUCGCCGACGUGGUGGACCGAUACGUGCAAUCCACGGCCGGGCGGACCCACAGCUCUACGGCGAGGACGCUCCUGCGGCUGCUGCUUGGGCUGCUGCUGCUCCUCGGCCUGCUCGCCCUGGCCCUGCACUUCCUGGCCCUGCAGCCGUCCGUUGUCUGAUCGUCGUCGCCGGCCUGUCCUUGCCCCUGCCUCAUCUUGGCGACCUGGAUCCAGCCCUACUCAGCCCCCGAGAUUUGAGCCCGCCCCCGAGUCCUGGACUGGUCCCCGCCCAGCCCUCUGCCCCGGCUCCACUUCCUGGGUAUUGUCCCCGCCCCCCGCGUUCUGACCCCGCCCCUGUCACGCCCACUGGGCUUUGACCGGCCCAUGCCCCGCCUUUGGAGCCGUGGUCACGCCCCCCGCGUCUGGGUUUCCCUCCUAACCUCCGAGCCUUGGUCUGCCCUGGCCCGUGUCUUGGUUUCCCUCUGGCCUGGUUGAGAUGCCAAGGAGAAGUUCCUAGCCUCAUAGCCUCCUCUGCCUUCUAGGCCUUCUCCGCGUCCCUGCCCAGGUGUGCCCCGACCCCGGGUUCACCCCCACUCUGGCUCCGCCCUCUUCCUAGCUCUGCCAACACAUCUGAGCCCCCUCCCGCCGUCCCUUGGCUUCUGCUUUGGAAACUGGCUUAACCCCUUCCUCUUGGUUGGGUCCUUCCGCUCGCCUACUUGAGUUUCGGCCCUAGCCACGCCCCUCCCUUAUGGCUCCACCCCCUCCGGCCACACCUCCUGGGUGAGUUCUUGCGUCCCGGCUGCCGCGGCUUCUGCAGGCUAGGCUAACUUUGCAAGUUUUCUCUCACUGCUCUCUUUCUAGGGACACCGAGCUUCUUCACUGCCCUAGCUCUUGGGGCUUGUCCUGAGAUCUGCCUGAGUUUCUCUGGGCUUGUCCUGAGAUAGUCUCGGGAUCUUGGAUUAGACCCAUUCUCGGAGCAUUGCGUUUGAUCCACUGCUAUGCUUAUGUCUUGGGUUCGCUCACUCAUGCAGUCUCAUGCGUUUAUAACCGGGGUUGGAAGGAUACCUGAGAACCAGGCUUCUGCCCAGCCCAACUUGGCCUUUUUGGGCUUCCCGUAUAUGAGUCUGGGGAUUAGUAAGCACAGACUUCGGUACUAGAAGGGACAUCAGAAAAGAGGGAAAAAAGCAAGAUAAUGUGAGAAAAAAGAGUAUAUAUGUA
Messenger RNA from Phacochoerus africanus (Common warthog), 3190 nucleotides. RefSeq names its product short chain dehydrogenase/reductase family 42E, member 2 (gene SDR42E2). Gene Ontology annotation, molecular function: 3-beta-hydroxy-Delta5-steroid dehydrogenase (NAD+) activity. Lineage: Eukaryota; Metazoa; Chordata; Mammalia; Artiodactyla; Suidae. The transcript has 12 exons. The record is from RefSeq and is a predicted model, not a curated record. Gene Ontology annotation, biological process: steroid biosynthetic process. Bases 371 to 2152 code for a protein of 593 amino acids.